AGACAAACAAAGUGAAGGUAUAUAAAGUGUGUUUCCAUCUCUGAGACAUCCUGUGACCAGAAACUGCUGCUGGAACAGACUCUUCAACUAAUCAUCAAAACAAGAUGGCUGCUGGUCUCGUCUUCACUCUGCUUCUUGGUCUGAGCUUUGGACUCUGGGAUGGAGCUGAUGCUGGAUGUCAACUGAGAGCUCCCACAAAACUUGACUGCCCUGCAGGCUGGAGUUGGUUCGAGCAUCGCUGUUUUGUGUUUGUUCCUUAUCAAAUGACCUGGGCUGCAGCAGAGAAACAUUGCCUCUCAAUGGAUUCACAUCUGGCCUCAUACCACAGUAGAGAGGAGUACAACUUCAUCAGAAACCUAAUCCACAAAGCAACUGGAAAACACACAACAUCUUGGGUUGGAGGUUAUGAUUCAGCACAGGAGAGGACCUGGUUUUGGAGUGACGGUUCCAAGUUUAUUUUUACUAACUGGCAUGCCGGUCAGCCAAGCAAUGGUGAAAACGAAGACUGCAUGGACAUCAACGCAUAUGAACAAGAUUAUGUUGAUGAUGUUACCUGUGGUAAUACCUUUCCCUUCAUCUGUGCCAGACCUCUGUAACCUUCUCAUGACUUUUAAACGCCCAUAUGGGUUUCCUGCUGGUGAUGUCACUUCCCCCUGGAUGUUAAGCCUCGAUGACAUCACUGCUGGAAGAACCUGAUUUCACUUCAUUUGAUCACUUUAAUAAACAUUUAUUUCUCUGAAAUCUGA
Messenger RNA from Poecilia latipinna (sailfin molly), 746 nucleotides. RefSeq names its product ladderlectin-like. The coding region runs from base 105 to 596 and encodes 163 amino acids. NCBI's taxonomy places the organism in Eukaryota, Metazoa, Chordata, Actinopteri, Cyprinodontiformes, Poeciliidae. The transcript is spliced from 7 exons. The record is from RefSeq and is a predicted model, not a curated record.